Messenger RNA from Guyanagaster necrorhizus, 1099 nucleotides. RefSeq names its product N-terminal nucleophile aminohydrolase. Gene Ontology annotation, biological process: ubiquitin-dependent protein catabolic process. The transcript is spliced from 6 exons. Lineage: Eukaryota; Fungi; Basidiomycota; Agaricomycetes; Agaricales; Physalacriaceae. Gene Ontology annotation, cellular component: proteasome core complex; proteasome core complex, alpha-subunit complex. The coding region runs from base 1 to 768 and encodes 255 amino acids. The record is from RefSeq and is a predicted model, not a curated record.
AUGGCUAGUGCAGACGGUGGAGCAUACAGCUACUCCCUUACUGUGUUCUCGCCGAGUGGGAAACUCGUGCAAAUUGAGCAUGCCUUAGCAGCAGUCUCGUCCGGAACAACGAGUCUUGGAAUUAAAGCUUCCAAUGGCAUUGUCAUCGCAACGGAGAAGAAAUCAUCCUCUAUUCUCAUCGACGAUUCAAUGCUGGAUAAGGUCGCCGUGAUCUGUCCUAAUAUCGGAAUAGUAUACUCCGGGAUGGGUCCAGACUCUCGUGUCUUGAUAUCCAAAGCUCGGAAGAGUGCACAAGCAUACUGGAAGAUGUACGGGGAAUACCCUCCCACGCGUGUACUUACGCAGGAGAUUGCCACAGUCAUGCAACAAGCAACUCAAUCAGGAGGUGUGAGGCCUUACGGCGUGUCUCUUUUAGUCGCCGGUUGGGACAUCACUCGCGGUCCGACAUUAUACCAAGUGGAUCCCUCAGGCUCAUUUUGGGCGUGGAAAGCCAGUGCCAUUGGCAAAAAUAUGGUCAACGCUAAGACGUUCUUAGAAAAACGAUAUAACGACGACAUCAGUCUUGAAGACGCGAUUCACACAGCGCUGCUGACGUUGAAGGAGGGUUUUGAAGGGCAGAUGACUGAGAAGACUAUUGAAAUUGGCGUGGUCACGGUUCCGACAGCUGAAGAGUUGGAGGAAGGAAAGAUCGGAGGGGAGACAGGGAGACCGAAACCUACUUUCCGGAAACUAACCGAAGAAGAGGUUCGCGACUACCUUGCUCUUUAGUUAGCUGCAGGUGGCUCUUGAUGACAAAGUGUCGUAUCUUUGUAUUUCUAAUGACUUUCGUCGAAUUAAACGGAGAUGAUUCAAGAAAAUGCGACAAGUGGCAGACUUACUUCGUUUAUCUAGACUGCUGCCAGUCCGCUUGGCCUGUCAGAGCCUAGUAACUUGCACCAGUCUUCUCGGACAUCAUGCAUCAUGUCACGUCCAAAUCAACCUCUCAGAUCUGGCUCAAAAUGACCUAUAAAGCAAUAUGCGCGUUACAUACGUCUCCAAGCGGUGCCAUCGUUACGGAUUGUGGUUUUGCGACUUUCAUAAACUUUUUUACAUGAAUGGC